Cryptomeria japonica (Japanese cedar) is the source of this 420-nucleotide messenger RNA. RefSeq lists its product as uncharacterized. Lineage: Eukaryota; Viridiplantae; Streptophyta; Pinopsida; Cupressales; Cupressaceae. The transcript has a single exon. Bases 1 to 420 code for a protein of 139 amino acids. The record is from RefSeq and is a predicted model, not a curated record. Gene Ontology annotation, molecular function: nucleic acid binding.
AUGGAGUCUACCAACAAGAAUCUUAUCAGACUCAUCAAGCAGAUAGGCUCAGAACACAAAAGGGAUUGGCAUCACCAUCUGAGGAGUGCACUAUGGUCAGACUGGAUAACACCAAAGCAGGUUUUAAAAACCUCCCCAUAUAAGCUAGUUUACGGGAAGGACACAUUGUUCCCCGUAUCCUUGGAGAUACCAGCCUUGCAACUUCUUAAGUCUUUUGAGAUAGCGGAGAAUCGCCCCAUGGACGUGAGGUUCACUGCAAUUAUGGAACUGGAGGAAGCAAGGGAAGCUGCGUUUGCCUCUCUCCAGACACAUCAACAAACCAUAAAAAGGUGGUUUGACAACAAAAAAAGUUCUGCCCCGCAAUUCCAACAAGGCGAAUUGGUUCUAAAGUUCAAUGAAAGGGCUGCCAAACCCGGUUAG